GUCUCAGUCUUGUUGUCACAGGAGUGAGGGGCGCCUUCUCGCUGCUCCGGCGCUCUGGGAUUACUAACCUUUUUUUUUUUUCUCCAAGAAGCAAAACUUUGCUCAGACUAACUGCUCCGCCUUCUUACCGAGACAUUACCGAUGUAUUCCCCGUUUCACCGUCUUUUCUGAGAGACUACGACGUUCUUUUUUUUUUUUUUUAAAUUCACACUGGAGCUACGAAGCAAACAAUAAGACUCCCCGACAGCUGCUGUCUUUAACCCUGCGCGGUGGAGCGUCGUUGACAGAUCAGGAAGUUUGUUGGAGGCGAAACCUUCUCAGAGGGAGAAUCUCAAAGGGGGGGUAUUAACCCCUGAAGCACCCCAUCACCCCGCCGUACCGAGGUCACUUCCUGAGAGGAGUAGGAGGAGCUAAAGGUCAGUGGAUUAUUGGAUCGUUGGACGUGAGAAAACCUGUCUGUGGGAGGUGAAUCCGCUGAGGGGGCCAUGUGUUUCUGCUGAGGUCUCACCUCCACUGCCAACAUGAGGCUGACGCCCGGCUCGCCUCCGCCCGUCCUGCCCGCCGUCCUGGCUCUCACCGUGGCCGCCUUCUUACCUCGGCUGUCCUCAGGAGCCACGCCGUUCCCCCAAGACCUGGAACCAAUCAGCAUCGUGGGCAGAGAGACCUCCUACCUCUACCCGAGCUUCCAGGGGCUCAUGUCGGACAAUGACACCGUCCGUCUGGGUUUGGACUUCCAGAGGAUGCUGAGGAUCAACCACAUGCUCUACAUCGCUGCCCGGGACCAUGUGUUUGCUGUCAAUCUGGCCUCUUCAUCUGAGCAGAUAAUCCCCCAGCAGAAACUGACUUGGAAGACGAAGGAUGUGGAGAAGUGCACUGUGAGAGGGAAGAACAGCGAUGAAUGUUACAACUAUAUCAAAGUGCUGGUGCCGCGCAACGACGAGACGCUUUUCGCCUGCGGUACCAACGCCUUCAACCCCACCUGCCGUAACUACAAGAUGGCGACACUGGAGCAGGAGGGGGAGGAGGUGGUGGGUCAGGCUCGAUGUCCCUUCGAGUCCCGCCAGUCCAACGUCGGCCUUUUCGCAGGUGGUGAUUUCUACUCAGCCACCAUGACAGACUUCCUGGCGAGCGACGCAGUGAUUUACAGGAGUCUGGGAGAGAGCAGCCCCGUUCUGCGUACAGUAAAGUAUGACUCCAAAUGGCUGCGAGAGCCCCAUUUCCUCCACGCCAUCGAGUACGGGAACUAUGUGUACUUCUUCUUCAGUGAGAUCGCAGUGGAGUACACAACUCUUGGCAAGGUGGUUUUCUCCAGAGUGGCACGUGUUUGUAAGAACGACAACGGCGGCUCACCGAGGGUGCUGGAGCGUUACUGGACGUCGUUCCUCAAAGCGCGGCUGAACUGCUCCGUCCCCGGCGACUCCUUCUUCUACUUUGACGUCCUGCAGUCGCUGACGAACGUGCUGCAGAUCAACCACCGGCCGGCCGUGCUCGGAGUCUUCACCACACAGGCAAACAGCAUCACCGGCUCGGCAGUGUGUGCUUUCUACAUGGACGACAUCGAGAAGGCGUUCAGUGGCAAGUUCAAGGAGCAGAGGAACAGCGAGUCGGCCUGGACACCUGUUCCCGAGGAGCAGGUCCCCAAGCCGAGGCCGGGAUGCUGCGCCGGCGAGGGAUCAGCCGCAGCCUACAAGUCGUCCACAACUUUCCCUGACGACACCCUGACUUUCAUCAAGUCAUACCCGCUCAUGGACGAGUCCGUGCCCUCGGUCAACGACAGACCCUACUUCACCCGCACCACCAGCAGAUUCAAGUUGACCCAGAUAGCGGUGGACACGUCUGCGGGGCCGUACAAGAACUACACGGUGGUUUUCCUGGGCUCGGAUAACGGCCAUGUGCUGAAGAUCCUGGCCAGCACCGAGGGAGCCAACGCAUCUUUCAACACCCAGGUCCUGGAGGACAUCGACGUCUACAACCCCAACAAAUGCAACGUGCAGGGCGAGGACAGGAGGGUGCUGGGCCUCGAGCUGGAUCGGGACCACCAUGCGUUGUUUGUGGCGUUCUCCAGCUGUGUGAUUCGGGUGCCGCUGAGCCGCUGCUCUGACUACAGCUCCUGCAAGAAGAGCUGUCUGUCCUCACGGGACCCUUACUGCAUAUGGAUCAAGUCAGGCACAUGUGCCACCGUCUUACCGGGCUUCAAAGGCGGGUUUGAACAGGAUGUGGAGAACGGUUACCAUCAGCACCCUGAUACCUGCCACGAUGUGCUGGCGACCACCCGAAGGCAGAACACGCCGCUAGAUUCAGCGUAUGGGAAGACCACACCCACAAGCGCCAGCACAACCUUUCAUGGGGCGGCGUUCCCAAAGGAGGCAGGUGACCCUGAAAGAGGUACAGGUCCUGAUGGCCCUCCCUCCGUGGGGGAACAAGGGUCACCUGACUCGGAGCCAAUCAGUGUGGAGAUUGAGGGUGUGAGGCGUCCACCAGAUCUGGAGAAGACCAAUCACAGUGUCCAUUACACUCUCCUGAUUGCUUGUGUGUUGGUGGCCUUCGUUCUCGGCGCCUUCCUGUCUGGCUUCCUGGUCUCCUGCUAUUGCAACCACACAGGCCACAAGACCAAGAAGUUGUCCAAAGAUCCCGAGGCUCCGAUCCCACACGCCCUGUCUCUCCGCAGCCUCGCCAAGCUCAAUGGCCUCCUGGACAGCCAGAGCAAGGACGACAAGCUGGAGGUUUCAUCUCCAAAGAUCUACAACUCUUUCUUUGCAAACAGCAAGGAGCAUCAUCAACCCAGGAGAAAUGGCCAUCACGGGAUGACAAUGGACGACCUGGUCUACCAACAUCACCACCACCACCUCCACCAUUCGUCGGAGCUGUCUGGUCUGCCUACACCAGAUUCCACCCCAGAGCUGCCCAUAAAGAGCAUGAAAGCUUUCAAAAACCAGUGGGAGAAGAACCAGAAUUGUAACAACGCCAAGGAGCCCAAGUCUCACAACAUAGGAUCCAGGCCCAGCUCAGCCCUGCUUCACCAGCAGAUCUUCCCGUACUCCCAUGGCCUGUCUAAUGGGCAGCCACUAGUCGGGGGUCACCUCCACCCGGACGAACGCAAAAUCCACAAUGUAGAGCGUGUUUUAUCUCAGCAACCGUAUCCUGGUUACUCUCAGAAGGUGAUGGAGGUGACCUCGCUGGAUGAGCUCCUGAAGCACAUCCACGAGGCGAGCAGCAGCAAGAACUCCCAGUUAAUGAGUCCAUCCGGUCUGAUGGCCAGCGGUGGCGUGGGUCAUCUAGCAUUCUCCAAUCGUAUCCAACCUCAGAUUCCUGAGACAGAAUCCGCCCCCUACUACAGCUCUUCCACCUUACCCAGAGACAGCCUCACCCGACGCAUGGACGUUCCUCCAGACAUUCCCCUGCAUCACCAGUCCACCCUGGAGAGGAGGCACUCAUCCCAGAGGCACUCCCUGAUCGCUGCCGCCACCAAGAUGCCCAAUGGUAGCGCAGGAGGAGGAGGAGGAGGAAUGAUCCCUCGCCAACACAGCUUUAGCCAACGGAACGGUGGGCCACACCAACAGCCGCCCCUUCUGGCUCGAAUGAACUCAACAGGCAGCGCCUGCGAGGUCCACUACCCCCUCAUUCCCAACGGAUACCUGGCACGCCAGCACAGUUACAACGGAGACCAGCAAGAGGUCCAACAUAGGGGAGCGAUCGUCCGCCGGGCCUCCUCUCUUAAACCUGACGUCCCUCCCAAGCCCCUGUUCAUACCUGCCACGUCCCCAGUCAACCAGCAGGGAAAGUUCAACUACUGAGGAGGCACACUCCUGGACUUAAAGAGUGAGUCUCCCUCAUUGUGUCUUCAUGAAGGAACUUUCCUUUAAAGACAACAUGCAAUGGGUUAGAGGAUGCAGACCCUCCCAAGAAAACACUACCAAUUGGGUGGCAGCCAGUGUCACUGUGGACGAAAGCCUCAACCAAACUUGUUUUUCCCUCUUCUUUUUGUCCAACGGAUAUCUUUGUACCAUAUUGGUAUUGCUCAGCUACUUGCUUAUUAUAGAACUGUUGACUUGGGUGACGUGAAGCCACCUCCUGAUAUAUUAGGCUGCCAAUGUCCUCAGUGUGGAUUUACAAUGCAACUUAGUUUUUGGGCACAUUGAUGUUGGAAAAAAAACUGAACACAUCAGUCAUCUUGAAGACUUUAAAACCGGAGGCUCCUGCAAUGCUUAGAUUCAUGCUUUUGCUUAACCUUUUCUGAUGUAGUGUUGGUAACCAGUCCCCACCCGCCCCACCCUCGAAUGUGUUUAUAUUAUGCAUGUGUGUGUAUAUAUAUGUGUGUUUAUAUUCACACCGUAUAUGUAUACAUAUACAUAUGCAGUAUAUGUAACCUGUGGUGAAAAGUCAGCAGAUUCCCCUGAAAGUAGUUAUGUCUUUGCCUUACUAUACUCUUUCAUCUUUGGGCAUAUCAAAUGAUCCCCUAAACACCCUGAGGAGUACCUCAGGGUCACCGCAUCAUGCACUUCAUCGGUUAACGCUCGUUGUCAGAUGGCUAAAACAGUGAACCAAAUUUGUUCAUGUUGUCAAGAGAGAGAGAAAAUUCUUCAACAAAGCAGCUAUCCUAGCCUUCUCUCUUUCUUUAUCCCGUCCCAGCAGACAUCAGGUUCAAAGAGACGCAGUCCAUUCAAAUUCCUCGAGAAUGUUUUUCUUCAGAUUGGUGCUCUACAAAUCCGUAGUGGGAUAGUCGUAAAAUAAAAAAAAAAGAAAGAAGGUAUUCUCAUAAAUAUUUUGCACCCAAAGAGGAUGCACGCCGUGCUGUAUGGCUUCAUGGGAAAUGAACAAAAAAUAAAGAAAAGACCACGGUUAUUAUAAGGAUUAACUUUGUGGCUAUUGGGUGUAAAUAAAGGAAUAAUUACUAGCCAAAUUUUAACUGUAUGUGUAAAUGUGUGCCUUAUUUAAUAAUAGUGUGUGACAUGGGGGUAGGGGUAAAUGCAAGGGGCUCAGGUGGCGACUAAGCUACAGUAUAUUGUAGGUGUUUCAUUUUUUAUGGUCGUCCGUGUGUCAUACGGUAUCUUACUGUACAUCUGAAGAGUUUCAUUCCAGAAUGAGAUAUUUGUCAUUUUGAGAACUGCAGUUAUGAUUGUAACACUCACUAAUGAAUCAUACUUUGAGUUAUAUCUUUGACUAUAUUGAGCCUUUUUUCGUUUGUUUUUGUACAAUAUGCCAUUUAAAAAAAAAAAAAAGAUUAAACACGAAAUAUAUAUUUAGUUUUUUCAGGAUGGAUCCAGUGUUUUUGGAAUGAAACCCUUCAUUUCUUCUUCUCUGUUUUUCUUUUUCCCCAAACGUGUGAGCCUACAGAUUGUGUUUGACAGCGCAACUACGCACAGCCUGAGACUGCAGACUUUCGGGUUUGAUGCCUCCAGUUUUACGUCACUUUCCACUGGGUGUCACUUUCCCUAUAGGUGCCAAUAUUAACUCUUAGUUUUUAUUUUUUCCGCUGUAGCUUCAGCUUGGCUUCCUUAAGGAGCAGCUUGCAGUUCCUCACACGUUAUGACCUACAGACUUGUAGCCUUUGUAGAAGUCCAUGGAGUAUGAAUGAUCAGCGAAAUGUCAUAUAAGUUUGUCCUUAUUCAGAGGAGAUUUUCUUUCCACCAUUUUGUUUUACUUUUAUAUAAAAGUCAGCAGAAUGAAGACAUGGACCUGAACCAUAGGCUGUACAUUAGAAGUGGACGAAGUCUCAUGUUACAUAGCUGGGCUUAAAUAUUUCAUUUUCAAUGUCCAGCAGGGGGCGACUCCACUAGUUGCACAGAUAUAAUACUUCUUGUAUGGGAACAAAGAGAAAAUGACCCAACUUUUGAGUUAAUAAAUUACCAAAGUAAACAUUUUCAUGAUGAAUUAAGGGUCUUAUUAGUGUCGAGUGUCUCUAACUCUACUCGAUAUUCAGUUUGUAAACUGUAGUCUUAUAUUGAGUAAAAACAAACAAGAAAGACGAUUAAGCGGGGUAUGAUUUAGGCUGGGAUUGACCAGUUGUUACCAAGGCAACCUGUCAACCAGGUUAGAGCAUAUAGACUGUAUAAACAAAUGGACAGCGUGCCUCAGCCUCCUCCUGUUGAACAGGAUGAAGCCAAGACCCCCAAUACCAAACCUGAGACUUCAAAAUAUUUGUCUCCAAACCAGUGGGUGGGCUCAUGUGGUCUUUGUCCACUUCUUUUCCAUGCAGUCUAUGAGUCGGACUUCUACAAAGGUUACGCUGUAGAGUUUAACAUACCUGUGUCACCAGGUGUCGAACCAAAUGGGAACGACAGGUGUGAAGGGAGUGUGUUGAGACAUUGAGAAGUGCAAUGACCUCUGAUUUUCGACGAGCUGAGAUUUUCUUCUUGGAUCGAUCCAAUCGUGGAAUCGGGGCUCCCAUCGCUGCCAAACAUCCGCUGAGGUAUUUCCCUCAGGGAUGGUGACGCCGUGCAGUCGGCCUCCACCUCGGGAAACAACAGCACUGAGACUUUCUCGCACCGCUCAGUCGAGUCAGCCGCAGCCACGAUCAAUUCUGUAAAGACAACAGCUCUACACUAUUUACUGUAUCAGAAAGUGGUGUUUUAAAUUGAUUGAAAUUCCCCAGAGCUCAGCUGACCCCUUAUGAAGUUUGCUACUCAAACUCUCGUAAAUAAAUGAAAACAGGGCCGACCGUAACGUUCGAUGAAGUGAAAGUUGAUUUGGAUUUUUAACAAGCAGCAGAGCGUUAAAUAGCUUUUGAGCUCCAAAUAUAAAACAUCCGACUUGAUUAAAGGUUGUGACCGUAAUGUUUCAUAAGAGGAAGUGUGGCAGCUACAGCGUCGGAGCAGACGUGUUUUUUUUUUUUUUUAUCUGCCGGUGACAGAUUGUAUUGGAGUGCAGCGGUCUCACCUCUGUCGGCUCGAUCAGUAUUUGAUUUGGUGUAAAUACAUUCUAUCUGGGCGGGGUCUCAUUGAUUCAGUAUUAUGUUUUUAUUUUUAUUUUCUGUUUGAUUUCCAGGCUUUCGUCUUUUGAAUUACUAUGAAUUUGGUCUCACAGAAAUACCAUUGUAUGUCUCUUAUACUAGGAAUAAAAUGAGAAUAUGA
Molecule: messenger RNA, 7070 nt
Organism: Labrus mixtus (cuckoo wrasse)
Lineage: Eukaryota; Metazoa; Chordata; Actinopteri; Labriformes; Labridae
Gene: sema6cb
Product: sema domain, transmembrane domain (TM), and cytoplasmic domain, (semaphorin) 6E
Exons: 21
Coding region: 522-3794 (1090 amino acids)
Biological process (GO): axon guidance; negative regulation of axon extension involved in axon guidance; semaphorin-plexin signaling pathway
Molecular function (GO): semaphorin receptor binding; chemorepellent activity
Source: RefSeq, a predicted model, not a curated record